Messenger RNA from Styela clava, 2314 nucleotides. RefSeq lists its product as uncharacterized. Gene Ontology annotation, cellular component: membrane. The record is from RefSeq and is a predicted model, not a curated record. Gene Ontology annotation, biological process: detoxification of zinc ion; intracellular zinc ion homeostasis; zinc ion transmembrane transport. Lineage: Eukaryota; Metazoa; Chordata; Ascidiacea; Stolidobranchia; Styelidae. Gene Ontology annotation, molecular function: zinc ion transmembrane transporter activity.
UUUUGAUUUCCAGUAUACAUUUCCAAUAUAUAUAUAUAUAUUUGUAAAAUUGCCAGCACAAUGGAAUACGGAAAUAAAGCCCGUCUUAUCACCAUGCUUGUAAUGACAGGCUCUUUCUUUUUGGCGGAAAUCGUUACGGGAUACAUGACAAAUUCCAUGGCACUGGUGGCGGACAGUUUUCACAUGUUGUCGGAUGUUUUAAGUAUUCUGAUCGCUUUUUUAGCUGUUCAUUAUUCCGGCAAGAAGAGCAAAACGAACACAUACGACUGGGCCAGGGCAGAAAUCUUGGGAGCAAUGGCAAAUGCUGUUUUUCUCAUGGCGCUUGUUUUCACAAUUGUGGUUGCUGCGAUACAGAGAUUGAUCAUAAUCGAGCCUAUCACACAGCCGUUACUCGUACUUGGAAUUGGAGCUGCCGGACUUGUAAUCAAUCUCAUUGGAUUAGUAAUUUUCGGUUCACACGGACACGAUCAUGGUCACUCGCAUGGACAUUCACACGGACAUGACCAUGGUCAUUCGCACGGACAUGACCAUGGUCAUACGCAUGGUCACUCUCACAACAGUGCUAAAGAUUCUCAUGGUAAAUCUCCCAGUCACGCACACGAUGAUGACCUCGUGACAGUCACCACCACAAUCGCGGAAAAUAAGCAAGAAGAAGUCGAUAACGCAGAAAAAAAUAAUAAUGUUGAUCAAACGACAAAGAAGAAAAAGAAAAGCAAAUCUGCUGCUCAGAUGAACAUGCAAGCUGUGUUUUUACAUGUACUUGGAGAUGCUCUCGGUUCCGUAGUUGUUAUCAUCAGUGCUUUGAUUAUACACUUUGUUGAGGAUGAAUGGAGGUAUUACGUUGACCCAGUGAUGAGUUUGGUCACUUCUAUUAUUAUAUCUUGGACAACCAUUCCUUUACUUCGCCGUGCAUCAAUGAUUUUGCUGCAGAAUCCACCAAGAAGUAUCAACGUUGACGAUAUUAAAGAAAAGGCGGCAAAGGUACCUGGUGUAAUGAGCAUUCACGAUUUGCACGUCUGGCAAUUGUCGGGUAACUGUGUUAUUGCUACAGUCCAUGUCAUUUUAGUAGACGGUUGUAAUUUUGUGGAAAUUGCUAAGAAAUUGAAGCAAAUCUUCCACGAAGUUGAUAUUCACGCAACCACAAUACAACCGGAGUUUGCUAUACAAAAGAAUACAAAGCAAGCGCCAGAAGAAGUAGAUGUAACUUUUUGUGAGUGCCCUAAACAACUUUCUGCAGGAGAACUACACAAUUGCAAUAUGAUCGGAUCCGAUUCUGGGGUCUCUUCUGAUGACGACUCUUCCAACUCCGAUACCACUUGUCUAUUGUCAUGUCUCUCAGACGAAUGUCUACCUCAUAUGUGUUGCGAUGGUGUUCGACAAAGGACAUUGGAUAAACCAUCGUUCGAAAACCCUGGCUACGAACCUCCAUCGUCCGCCAGCACAAACUCAACGUCGAAUGAUGAAAAUUGCACACAAAUUUGAGACAGGAUUUAUUGUUUCCAAAAAUGUAACGUUUAAUGAAUGAGCUUUAAACGCAGUUUGCUUCAUAUCCACAUUACAAUAAACGUCCGCAAUUUUUCUUUUUGGAGAGAGGUAAAAAAUAUAUGAAUAUAUACAAACACUGAGGACUAUGUGAAUUAUACACACAAUUAAUAUUUCGAAUGUAGAAUUCACAAUUAAGUGAGAUUUGAGUUUAUUACAUUCUGUAAUAUGGAUGUACAUGUAUACAAGCGUGCUGGAGUUAUAAGCUAUACCAACAUAGAAUAAUAAUCAGAUAAAAAAAUUGCCUAGGCAGAUUAGGCAGUAUCCACGUCUAUUACUUCAUCUGCUUCUGUCUAAAUAUUUAAUACAUUUUUAACUUUUUUAAGGUUAAAUAACUCCAAAUUCAUGUGCGAGGACCAUUCAUAUAAACUCUAAUACUCUAUAAUAUGUUUUUUUUUACAAAAUCUUCUAAUGUUUUAUAUUGCAUUGCACACUGUCUCGCAUUAUAUGGACGGCUGUUUAUUCAACAUAGAAAAAGUUUAGUUAUUCGAGGCUCCGUGAAAAUAUUACUUUCAAACAUGAACAAUUCCCCGUACGUUGUAUUUUCAGUUUUUAAUUUAUUGCUCGGUUCAAUGUUUUUUACAACAACAAAAACUGUGUUGAAUUCAUUUGUCUUAUUUCAAUGAAUAUAUUGCAAAGAAUUUCCAAUACGACUAUAUUGUCACGGCAUGGCAAACGCCCAUAUUGAACUAGUGAUAAAUUGGACCGUAUUUUUCAAAUAAAUAAAGUAUUGUUGUUAUUGUCGUGAGGUCACGUCGGUUCAAACCAUCUA